GCAGUGCACCUUCUUCUCUGACUCUCUCUCUCUCUUCUUCUUCCUCUGCUUUGCUCUGUUUCUUUUUCCGAUCCCAUUGUAGUGAGAGAAAGAGAAAAAGUGCCUAGUGGAAAAUGGCAAUGAGUUUGUUGCUUUUGAAGAAGUGGCUUUCAUUUAGUCUCAGUUCUCUGCUUCUUCUUUUGCUGCUCGUCGGAGUUUACGCCGGUGUUCAGACUACCGACAGUUCCGAUGUCAGGACAGUGGAAAAAGUGCAGUUGAAGAGCUCUGAAAACUCAACAAUGGCGGUGAGUUUGGAAGAGAUUGAAGAGAAAUUAAGCAAACAUGCAGUGGAUGAUCCAGAAGAAGUUGUGUCCAUGGUUGCAGAGAGCAUUAGGAACAGUACUGAGAGGCGAAAACUUGGAUAUUUCUCAUGUGGGACGGGAAAUCCAAUUGAUGACUGCUGGCGUUGUGACCGCAAUUGGCAAAAGAACCGCAAGCGCCUUGCUGAUUGUGGCAUUGGAUUUGGGCGCAAUGCCAUUGGUGGUCGUGAUGGUCGUUACUAUGUCGUCACUGAUUCGCGCGACGAUGACCCUGUUAACCCCAGGCCCGGUACCCUUCGCCAUGCUGUUAUCCAGGAGGAGCCUCUAUGGAUUGUUUUCAAGCGUGACAUGGUCAUACAAUUGAAACAGGAGCUCAUUAUGAACAGUUUCAAGACCAUUGAUGCCCGUGGCUACAAUGUUCAUAUUGCCAAUGGUGCUUGUAUCACUAUCCAGUUUGUUACCAAUAUUAUUAUCCAUGGCCUUCACAUUCAUGAUUGUAAGCCAACGGGUAAUGCUAUGGUGAGGAGCUCACCGUCCCAUUUCGGCUGGAGGACAAUGGCUGAUGGUGAUGCCGUUUCUAUCUUUGGCUCAAGCCACAUAUGGAUUGAUCAUAACUCACUCUCUCACUGUGCUGAUGGUCUUGUUGAUGCUGUUAUGGGCUCAACUGCCAUUACUAUUUCUAACAAUCAUUUUGCUCAUCAUAAUGAGGUCAUGCUAUUGGGCCACAGUGACUCCUACACUAGAGACAAGCAGAUGCAAGUGACAAUUGCCUAUAACCACUUUGGAGAGGGUCUCAUUCAAAGAAUGCCAAGGUGCAGACAUGGCUACUUCCAUGUGGUGAACAAUGACUACACUCACUGGGAGAUGUAUGCUAUUGGUGGAAGUGCUAACCCCACCAUCAACAGCCAAGGAAACAGAUACCUUGCCCCAACUAAUCCUUUUGCAAAGGAGGUAACAAAAAGGGUUGACACAGCAGCAGGUCAGUGGAAGGGUUGGAACUGGAGAUCAGAGGGAGACUUGAUGCUUAAUGGUGCCUAUUUCACUCCAUCAGGAGCUGGAGCUUCAGCAAGCUAUGCAAGAGCUUCAAGCUUAGGUGCCAAAUCCUCUUCUAUGGUGGGCGCCAUAACUUCAGGUGCUGGUCCCCUUGCUUGCCGCAGAAGCCGCAUGUGCUAGUACAGCCAGCUUUACCUCUAUCAUUUAUACCGAUUUUCCAAAAGAAAGUGUCCCUUUUUCUUUUCUUUUUUCUACUAAGUAUUAGAUUCCCAUUCUUACUACUAAAAAGCACUUCCCUAAAGUUCUUCCCAAAUCAAAGUUAUAUCCCAUUGUUUGUCAAUCUGUCCAUUAAUCAUCUAUUCAGUUCCUCCUUGGCAAGUGUACUUUUUUUACACUGUCAAUUUCAGUUCCUGUCUAAAAGCGUUGUGCAACCUCGGCCUGAUUUCACUUCAAGAAAAGCCCAAUGUCUGUUCUUGAAGCAGGUGCAGAAGCGUUGUCCAUGCCCCGUUUCUUGUUUUAUUUUUCCAAUCUCAAGAGUUCUCAGUCUCUUCAUCCAUUGGUUUCUUCUAACCACCAUUUGUCAACCACCCCCACUCUAUCUUUGUGUCUUGAGUCUUUAGUCUGCAUAUUGUGCUUUGGCUAUUGUGUUUUUGCCUUUUCUUUAUUAUAGGAGUGAAUGAUUUUGUAAGUUUUUUUUAGCUUUCUUGAGUCAUACAAGCUAUAUAGCGUGAAUGUCAAAAACUGUUAUUGGAAGGGUAAGAAAAAAGAAACUUUUUGUUUGAAAUGAUGCAAAGUUACUACCUUUAUGUUACCUUUUACUUUUUUGCUUUGUCAUUGUCAACAGAAACAUUAAUAUCAUCUUGGUUGUGUUAAAUCAAUACUAUAAUUUGAUAUCAA
Nicotiana tabacum (common tobacco) is the source of this 2189-nucleotide messenger RNA. Its product is annotated as putative pectate lyase 8. The record is from RefSeq and is a predicted model, not a curated record. Lineage: Eukaryota; Viridiplantae; Streptophyta; Magnoliopsida; Solanales; Solanaceae. Gene Ontology annotation, molecular function: pectate lyase activity.